CUCUAUUACAUUCUAUAAGUAUCGGGUAUUUUUGUCCCUGCACGGACGCCGUAUUCCCGCCGCCAUCUUUGAUUAGGGCACAGCAGUAUCCUGGCAGAGUUUGUUGCCCUUAUCCAUUUCCUUCCCGCCGAUCUCAGAUUGCUGUGUGGACUGAUCCCCAUAGCGGGCAGCCCGAAUAUUAUAGACAGAGACUAAGUGUCGUAUAAUGUGAAGCUUAUCCCCUGAGGCCAUCCUCUGCCUGCCCCGCCAUGUUUUGCUGAGUAAUGGAAUGUACCUGCUGCGCUGAUAUCUUUCUCUGCUGAUCAUUGCAGGUCUCGUGUCUGGACGCCAUGACAUGAUGUCUGACAAACUUGUUGUCAAGUGUGGGAACUUCGCUGUUCUGGUGGAUCUUCAUGUUUUGCCUCAAGGCACCAGUAAAGACUCCAGCUGGUUUUCUGACCAUGAGAAGGAGGAAGUUUGUCUGUUACUAAAAGACACAAUCGAUACCAGAGUGAAGCAGCAUAUUGAAAGCCGAAGACAGCAAGGCCAAGUAAAACACAAGGAGUAUACGCAGGCCAGUCCACUGUUUCUUAAAGGAACACGGUUGCGGAUUGCAGCUUAUUUCAUCAAGAGAUGGGUUAACCUUCGCUGUGUUGUACAACGUCAGUUUAGAGAGCUGUAUGUGUUUCCAGACAGAUUUGUGGUCUGCGUAAGUCAACUCGAAGCUCUUUCCAACACGUGGGCAGCCGAGGCCGUCAAAUCUUUCAGUAUGAAAGAGUCCUCCAGUGGAACGUCUGAAUAUUUUGCCGAACACAGGGAAUGUGAAAUAAACAACAUAUUGUCCGCCACGCUGACAAAGCAAGCUGUGCUGAAAAACAUAGUAAAGAAGACAAAAGCAGCGACCGAUUCCAGCCCAGAAUCCGGUAGGGACUGCAAAGCAUGCCCUCGCCUUGGGCUAGGGGAUUCCGACAAAGGAAGCAAGAUUAAUACACAAUCCGAACCACAGUGUAGGAGUGCAGAUCAAGCAAAAGAUUGCGUAAAUAUCAGUCAGAACAACUUGGAGCUUCCUGAUGGCGAAGUGGAAAAUGAUUUUAAUAGCAGACAGCCCUGCAGGACUAGCAGCCAGCACAAACCCCAAUCUGCAGCGUGGUUACAGACACAAGACCCGACCAAGGCUCUUUCCUGGAUCUGUGAGUCAGCGCUGCCAGAACAAAAACAAACUUUACGAACAAGUAUUAUGCAACAGAAGAGGAGACGAUGCAGUUCGGAAGGGAAAUCUACAGUCAGCUGCAAAAAAGCAGACUUAAGAGAUGAUACGUUCAGAAGGUUAACUGAAGAUCCUGUAGACCCCUCAGUUUUGAGGGACAUUAAGAAGUUGCCUGUAGGUGAUGCAACAGAAUCUAUGAAACCAAAAAUAGUCACAGAUGAACAUGACAAAAUGCUUCCAAUGGCAUCCUAUAGCACAUGUGAAGAGAAAAAUCCUCAAGAGAGCAAAAAGCCCACAGGUGGCCCACCUAGAAAAUUAAAACUUCAGAGACCAAAAAAGGGGCCUUCAGAUUUACCUUCCUGAAUUGAAUUCCUAAGGGGUUCUCUAUUUUAAAUAGGUAUUUUAGAGGGGAAAAUGUUUAUUUUUUUAAUCAAUCAGGACCAAAAGGUUAUACAGAUUUGUAAAUUGCCUCAAGAUAAUAAAUUCAGACCUUCUAUUACUUAUCAGCUGCUGUAUGUCUCAGGGGAAGUUGUGUAGUUCUUUCCAAUCUGACACAGUGCUCCCUGCUGCCAUCUCUGUCCAUGUCAGGAACUGUUCAGAGUAGGAGCAAAUCUCUCUUGCUUUUGAUAGUUCCUGACAUGGACACAGCGGUGGCAGCAAGAUUGAAAAGAACUACACCACUUCCUCUGGAGCAUAAAGCAGCUGAUAAGGGCAGGAGCAAAUCCCCAUAGUCAACCUGUCAUGCUCUGGACAAUUACUGACAUGGACAGAGGUGUCAGCAGAGAGCACUGUGGUCAGACUGGAAAGAACUACACAACUUCCUCUGUAGCAUACAGCAGCUGAUAAGUACUGGGAGAGAUUCCUAAAUAGAAGUAAUUUACAAAUCUGUAUAACUUUCUGGCACCAGUUGAUUUGAAAACAUUUUUUUUUCUGGAGUACACCUUUAAGAAACUAGAGCCCAGAUGCUCCAUCUAUGUAAAUGAUAUCUUUGCAUGUAGACACCUGUGUUAUAUAACUGGAGUUCCUGCACACAAACAGGCCAGCUCUUAAACACUACUUUUUCUCGCAAAAGGUGUUGAAUACUGUGUAUAAGAAAGUUUCACCAAUUUUGCCUUUUGACCAUGAAGUUUGUUCCAUUAGUGGCAACUACUGAUAUUGAUGAGCAUUUUACUAUAAGGUUCUUUAGUUGUCCUUACCUGACAGAUUUGACUCCCUUGAAGGUGUAUUCCAGUAUAGUAAAAAAAAAAAAAGAAUAUAUAAACACAAGAAGAUAA
Hyla sarda is the source of this 2460-nucleotide messenger RNA. RefSeq names its product SLX4 interacting protein (gene SLX4IP). The coding region runs from base 335 to 1549 and encodes 404 amino acids. The transcript is spliced from 8 exons. The record is from RefSeq and is a predicted model, not a curated record. NCBI's taxonomy places the organism in Eukaryota, Metazoa, Chordata, Amphibia, Anura, Hylidae.